UAUUGUUCAGUCAUUUUAAUCAUGUCCAAGUCUUAAAGACCCAGUUUAUGUAUACAUACCCAUGUACAUGUUGGUAAAAUUAUUUCCUGGUAGGAAUUGGUGAGUUUUAUAGAGUUUAUAGAUUUAUAGAGUUUUUAUAAAUUCUUGUUAGAAAAUUCACAUUUUGUUAUUUGUGCUUUUAUAUUGCAGUUAUGGAGAAAAAUCAUACUUCUUUUGCCAUGAAAGUGAACUCUUCUGACAAGCAAGAGUCAGUAUGUGUGUUUGGAACAGGAGACUUUGGAAGAUCACUAGGCCUUAAGAUGUUCCAAUGUGGCUACUCUGUGGUCUUUGGAAGCCGAAAUCCUGAGCUGUCCAGUUUGCACCACAAAGAAAUUGAAGUCUUGAGCCAUGCAGAAGCUGCCCAGAGGUCUGAUAUUAUAAUUAUAGCAAUCCAUAGGGAUCAUUACAAAUUUCUUGGAAAGUUAACUGAGGAACUCCAAGGAAAAAUAUUGGUAGACAUCAGCAACAACCUUAAAAUUAAUCAGUAUCCUGAAUCCAAUGCAGAAUAUCUUGCUGAAUUGGUUCCAGGAGCCAAAGUCGUGAAAGCAUUUAAUACAAUCUCAGCCUGGGCUCUCCAAUCAGGCCACCUGGAUGGAAGCAGGCAGGUAUUUGUAUGUGGUGAUGACAAGGAAUCUAAGCAGAGAGUGAUGAACAUCAGCCGUACUCUUGGUCUUACUCCACUGGAUCACGGAUGUCUUGUGACAGCCAGAGAGAUUGAAAACUAUCCUCUACAGCUCUUUCCAAUGUGGAAGUUCCCUCUAUACCUCUCUGGGGCCUUAUUUAUUUUCUAUUUUAUUUACUAUGCUUUAAGAUCAGUCAUCCACCCCUACGUUACUCAAAACAAAGACACAACUUUUACCUUGGCCUUUUCUAUCCUAAAUCAUGCCUUCGCGGGAAUGGCUGUCACUCUUCUUGCCCUGGUUUAUCUCCCUGGCCUCAUUGCUGCCAUUCUGCAGUUGUACCAAGGCACCAAAUAUCGUCGUUUCCCAAACUGGCUUGACCACUGGAUGCUUUGCAGAAAACAACUUGGACUUGCGGCACUGGCUUUUGCCUUUCUCCAUGUGCUGUACUCACUUGGGCUACCCAACCGCUAUAGUGCAAAAUGGAAAUUGGCCAACAGAGUGAUUAAACAGGUAAAAUCCAACAAGACUGAUCCUUUUCUCGCAUCUGAUGUCUGGCGCUAUGAUGGUGGCUUAACCCUGGGCAUACUGGGAUUUUUUUUAUUUGUCUUAUUGGGAAUCACUUCCUUGCCAUCAGUCAGCAACAUGGUGAACUGGAGAGAAUUUCGAUUUAUCCAGUCCAAACUUGGUUACCUGACACUGAUCUUAUGUACAGUACACACACUUGUGUUUGGUGCAAAUAAAUUCCUCAAACCUCCACCACUCGUAUGGUAUCUUCCUCCAACCUAUGUGAUAAGCCUCAUCGCUCCCUCUGUGGUGCUGCUCCUGAAGUUCAUCCUGAUAAUGCCAUGUUUUAAUCGGCCCCUUACACGGAUCCGGCAAGGCUGGGAAAGAAACUCCCUCUCUAAGAAGAUCCAGUUAGGAAAUAGCAAUACUGAGGUGUGAUGGAGCUAAUGUCAUCUCCCAGCAAUGGACUUGAAUGAUUAUACUAUAAUCUUUAUAGUAGAGUAUGUACUUCUUCCCUAAGUCUUCCUCUUCCUCUUCCUCUUCCUCUCAAUAUGGGAGGACUUCAUGUUUGACUUUCUUGAUGGGAUUUGCAAGAAGUUUGCACUCUAUUCUCUGUCUCUUCUUUCAUGCUCUUGCUCACUCUUCCUUGUCUUGCUCUCUCUCCAGUUGUGACAAGAGCCAACCUACUUACCUCAAAGAUUCCACAAUUUCACUGGACAAUAAAAGGGGCAUCCUUUUAUUGGGCUAUUUAGUGACCUCUACUCUUUCAUAAAUUUCUACAGGAAAAAAAAACUGUUUCUCUAAUCUUAUAUAGCACACUCACUAAAUCCCUGCAAACUUGAUAAAAUCUGCCAAAACUUGUUUUCCACUGAGAAAUGCAAAUAAUGAAACAUAUUCAAGACCUAAUCUUACAUGCAUCACAUUGGACUCAUUACUUCUGUAUGCUUCAUUUUUUGUAUGUGUCCAAAUAUCAUUCAGGGCUGACUACAUGUAAUAUUAUCUACCAUGAUGCUAGUUCAUCUUUUUUGUAAACGAUGAAAUAUAAGAAUUAAAACACUCGUGAGCCUAACAACUGGUGACUGAUUGAAGGAAUAGUAGGUAUUGUAGUAGGCCUACAAAAGAAAAGACAGGUGGGAGAUGAGCCUUCCAAGUUUUUGAAGAGCUAGCAUGUAGAAAAUAGAUAUGUUCUUGUCUUCCAAAUGCAGAGAGUAAAAAAGUAGGAGGAAGAGAGGGAUAUAACAGUUUAAAAAAAAAGUUAACCAUCUUUAGGGAGGCAAAGGGAAGUACAUUAUUGAGUACAUUUGUGAUUUUUGCUAAAGGGGCUUAAUACUAAAAAUAAUAGUAAAAGUUUGAGCCAACAUAUUUCUGGAACAAUGGGUAGAAUGUGCAAAGGGGCAAACUGAUUGUUGUCAAGAGGUUUCUUAAAGUGAGUUAUUACUCCAAUGAAGUCAUCUUGUAAAAGCUGGAUAACUGCUUGUUAAGAAGGCUGUGCUGGAUUUCCCUAUAUCUACUAUGCACACAGCACAUAAUAGCAACAUAAAUGUUGAUUGCCUAUUGAUUGACUAUGGAGGGAAUUUUUUUCAAGUUUGAUUUGGAUUAGAUAGCCACCAAGCUCCUUUCCCACUCAAGUGUUGAUAUUCUGUAAAUCCUGGAUGACUAAGGAUUAUGGAAGAUUCCAAAGCAGUUGGAUAUAGUAAUGGUCAGUAAGAACACACUGGAAGAAGAAACAGAAAAAAGAUGAAAAAGAAACAAAAGAGUAUCAUGAUAAAUUUGUAUCUUACAAAUUCAAAUACUUACAUCUUUUGUAUCUUAUUUAAUAUGGUUUACA
This is a messenger RNA of Antechinus flavipes (yellow-footed antechinus), 2994 nucleotides long. It is a transcript of the gene STEAP4, whose product is annotated as STEAP4 metalloreductase. Gene Ontology annotation, cellular component: endosome; plasma membrane. The coding region runs from base 192 to 1604 and encodes 470 amino acids. The transcript is spliced from 4 exons. Lineage: Eukaryota; Metazoa; Chordata; Mammalia; Dasyuromorphia; Dasyuridae. The record is from RefSeq and is a predicted model, not a curated record. Gene Ontology annotation, biological process: copper ion import. Gene Ontology annotation, molecular function: cupric reductase (NADH) activity; ferric-chelate reductase (NADPH) activity.